Molecule: messenger RNA, 16121 nt
Organism: Hyalella azteca
Lineage: Eukaryota; Metazoa; Arthropoda; Malacostraca; Amphipoda; Hyalellidae
Gene: futsch
Product: microtubule-associated protein futsch
Exons: 7
Coding region: 21-15902 (5293 amino acids)
Biological process (GO): dendrite development; regulation of microtubule depolymerization; microtubule cytoskeleton organization
Cellular component (GO): neuronal cell body; dendrite; microtubule
Molecular function (GO): actin binding; microtubule binding
Source: RefSeq, a predicted model, not a curated record
UGCCAGCACGUCAAGAGUCCAUGGCUGAUCCGCCUCAUCCUGAGCCACCACCGCCGGUAUCCCCGACGCCGCCAGCCGCCGCCACGGCGGCGGCAAGAGGCGAAGGGGCGCUGUCGCCCCUGUCGGGAUGUUACCUGCUCAUCGUGGUAUCGGACCCGCAAUCUAACCGCCACAAAGACACCAUCCUGAGUAAAAUCACUAAAGGGUUUUUGUCGUGGGACGAAGAGAAGUCUCAUCUCGACAUCCACAAGGAGCUGAAGCUUCUAGCCGAACUCAACUUGGAAGGUGAAGAACAAAAAGGAGGAGAACGCUUGGUGCAGUACGCCAACGAGCACAUGGUCGUGGAGGUGUUGAUUAAUCCCCAAGUCAACACCGUCCAACAGUGUCUCAAGAACCUGCUCUCCUCCUUCACUAAACACCGACACAUCAUCCAUGCCGGAUACGCCUUCGCUGGUUCUGGCUCGUGGAUGUUACAGGAUGGCACGUUUUCAGUGGCCGAUUUAUUUGCUGCAUUCAACGAGUAUGAAGUACAGAGAGUCUUGCACGCUUAUGAAAGCUGUAUAUCCAUCGACAUUCACUGCGCUGGUGAAGGGAAAUGGACAACAGAGGCGAUGUCACAGGAGUAUUUUAGCAAACAAUGCCAAGUGACAGUAAAUCCAGGAGACAAGAUUGCAGUGACUGAUGGCAUCACAGCAAUUGUCGAAUACAUAUCGAAAUUACUGAUCGUCCAAGACGUGGAGAGCAUCCACGAACCAUCCGACAUCGUCGGUAACAUCAGAUUUACUCGGCCAACCUUGUAUGUGUUUCCCGGUGGACAGGGAGACUCAGCUUUGUUCGGCGUGAACGGCUUCAACAUGCUAGUGGACGGCGGCUACAAUAGGAAAGGCUGCUUCUGGGACUUUACACGCCAUCUUGAUAGAUUAGAUGCUGUGCUAGUCACUCGCCUUAAUAGUUCUAAUGUGAUGGGAAUUGCCAACGUGAUUCGUAGGAAAGCCAUUAGUUCAGUCUAUCCUCAGAUUGGUCACAUCUUUUGUAAUGUCGCCGGAACAAAAUCGUCUCCAGAUGGAGGAAAAGAUGAAGACACUCUUCUUAUCAACAUUUGGGAUGAAGGCCAUUUAAUACGAGAAAAUCUAAGACAGCUUAGCUUGAAGCCGCAUUUAUGUUUUCGUGACAAUGUCAUGGACCCAAUCAACCUCUAUCACAAAGUAGGUCAUGGUAAGCUUGACAUGUAUGUUCUGAAUCCAUCCAAAGACAGCAAAGACGUUCAGUACUUCAUGGAGAGAUGGAACAACGACGUGCGAACGUCUGAUGUCGAGAGUUGCACAUAUACAAUUGGCAACAAAGUUUUUCCGUGUCCCCUAAUGAACGUCAACUCAAUUUGUGCUCUGGUCGUGUGGCAGCCCAACGAUCCCACAGACACAAUAACCAGAAUACUUUUUCCUGGAAGUACUCCUCAGCACAAGGUUUUUGAAGGCCUAGAAAAACUGAAACAUUUAGAAUAUCUCAAAUAUCCAAGAUGUUCUGCGAAGUCUCUCAGGUUAAAGAACGAAGAGAAAAGAAGUAGCAGGUUAGAAAGAUUAACAUCGACGCAAAAAGUGAGUAGAAUUUCUAGUCAAAUCACCACUUUAUCGACAAAAAGUGAACGGGUCUCUAGAUCUGUUAGUAAAGAAGAGAAAAGACGAACUAGAGUAGAAAAAACUGUGAGUGAAUCUAAAACGGGAAAGACAUCGGAAAUUCGACCUGAGCGAGUGAGAAGAAAAAAGAGAAAAGAAAUCGGUGACGAGCCAAAAGAGAAAGCCUACAGUGAGCUACAAGAAACAACUAUUGAUAAAGAAAUUGGCGAACUUGAAUCUGAAGAAGGUCCCGGUAGGCCGGAAUCAUUGCGCGACGCAUCUCCAGAAAAAAUUACAGAUAACAAACUGCAAGAGUCCCCACCUCUUGCAGUAGAUGAGGUCACGGAGGUUCCAAACGAGGAAAUCGAUCAGACCGAGGAGGUCCGUGAGUCAUCCAUGUUGUCUGUCGAGUCUGGGAUUAUCCUGGCGGAUGACCGAGAGUCAUCUCUUGAAAUAGAGCAAACAAAAAGAAUCGAGGAACCAGUAAUUGAAAAAGCACCUGCUAAAGAGGUCAUCAGUGAGAAGGAGAAAGAAAAUGAAAAGAUUAAAAAGAAAUUGCCCCCACAAACCGUUGAAAAGGUGAAAGUCAGUAAACGGCCACGUGUUCAGCCGAGGAUCGAUACGGGCUCUGGCAGAGUAGACACUAAAUACAGACAGGAAAACAGAGUUGAACGAAUCAGGAAGGAGAGCAAACUUAAAAAGGAGGAACCUGUCCCGAGUCAGAAACUUGAGCCAGAAUCAGAAGUGGCACCAGUGGACAAUCGCACAAUAGGAAAAGUAGUUAGAAAAACGAAGAAACCCACUAGUACCGAAGUUGAUCACCAAACCGGAGAAUUAGACGUGAAAGAGGUGAAGAAAACAAGCACCAAACGUGUCGAAAAACGUCAAGUUGAAACAAAGUCAAUGAAGUCAUCUACUGAAAAACAAACUACUGUCAAAAUGAUAUCCGAAAAAUCUCGAAAACGUGAGGCGGAAGAGAAAAAUGUGGCUGCAAAAGCAGCGCGGGAAGAGGCGAAGAAAAGAUCAGCCAUAAAACCGCUCCCGAAAGUUUCCCCUAAGAAGAAGAGACCGGAAACUACACCCAGCAAAAGUUCAGAACCAGUCAAAAAGAUUAUAACUGGAGCAGCAAUGAAAGCUGGGGUGGUUGCUGCCGCUGCCGCAGGAAUCAUCGUCCCUGACAACACCAUGUCAAUGGACCAUGAAGAAAAGGGAAUUAGAGACGAGGAAGACAUCUUAUUGCCAGUAAAGGAUGAUAAUCUAGGACCCGAUAAUGACGAAGAAGACCGAAUCUCAGACAUUGCUAACAUUCCUGGAGUCCAGGAACUGAAAAUAGAAGAUGAGUAUUCCAAUGUGACUGACAGAGAGCUCCUUGAAGAGGAAGAAAAAGAUUCUCUAAUUCUACACGAAGAAGGCGUAAUAGAACAAGUUGAAAGAGAAGAAAUUUCCGACAUUAUUGAAGAAGAUGAUGAUCGCGAUGAAAUCAAGUAUCAGGAAGAAAAGAGAAGCGAAAAUGAUGAGCAGAACCGAAGUAGCCCAAGAACUAGAGAAACCCAACCUGAAUCAGCUUCAAAAGAAGACAAGAGAUUCCAUGGAGUCAUGGCUGAAGAACUGCCUGAUACUGCUUUAAGAUUGCAAGAAAAAGAAGAAAUUUCUCAAGAAGUUCUAAAAUCCUUAGAAAAAGAAGACGACGUGAAAGCUGAAGUAAGCCUUAAAACUGGAUCGUAUAAAAUGGAUCUGGUAGAAGACAGUAAAACCAGAAUAAUUCCAGAAAAUAUUUUAUCUAAACAAAAACUAAAAGACGUCCAAGCAGUUGAUGCGGCAACAAAAAUUUCAAGGCCAGAAGAAGCUGUGGACAAUGAAAUUGAUAAAGACGAUGCUUAUGCGACUCUACCUAGCAGUGCAAAACUCACUGACUACAAAGAUAAAUAUGAAGAGAAACCUGUUAGGGGCCUAUUUGGGUCAUUUGAAACCAUUCAAAGAGCCGAUGAAGAAAUGUGGGAAAAAAGAACGGCUGAAACCGGUGAACACAAAGAACUUCCUUCAUCUCUUCCGGUUAUAACGGAAAAAUCCACAAAACCAUAUUUGCAGCCCAGGGAUGUGAUUAAGACUCCCGACGAAGUUGACGAACUUCCUAUCCAUGAAGAAGUCAUAGAAUCGAUGUUGGAAGACGUCCCAGAACUGCUGGAUGACAGAUCAGAACAUGAAAAUACUUUGAUUACUGAAAAAACAACUCGAGAAUGUGGAUUGGCAUUUGAAAAAACUGGAGCAGCAGACGCAGAAGCUGCAGAAGAGGCUUCACUUGAGUAUGACUUAUUGGAAAGAGUCACUUUAGCUGAUGAUCCUAAUGCCUACCCAAAACAUUUUGAUAUUAAUAUACAUAGAGCUUCAAUAGUAGCCGACGGAUCAGAAACUGAAGAAAGAGAACCGGUUGAUGUAGAGGAAAAAGGUAGCGUGGAAAAAAUGGAAAAAGAGUUGCAAAGCUUGACCGAAGAAGACUCCGAAAAAAAUCUGGAUGAGGUAAACACUGAAAAACAACCAUAUUCCGAUCUAACGAAGAAAAUAACUGAUGAUGCAUUAUCUCCGAAAGAAAAAUUGUUUUCUAUAGACACUUUAUUGGAAAAAGAGGCUGACUCUACGGAGAAUGACAGCCAGAAAGUUGCACACAAGAAGGAAUUUGAUAACGUUGACGUGGAAAUACCGGCACACUCAAAAGUGUCCCAUCAAUUCCAAACUCCAGUGGAAACGGUGACACGAGAAAAAGUCAAACAAUCGGAGGCAGCCGUAUUACCUACACCCGAACUUGACCGCGUUUUACCAAGGGACUCAUCUGAGAAUUCAUAUCAGCUGGACAAGCAAUCUGAUGUAAUAUCGCCGAGGCCUAGUGAAGAAACAAAAUCACCAGUUCCAAUAGCAGAUCGGUAUUCCCCGGAGAUAGAUUCUAUCCAUGUCUCGCCAAAAUCAGAUGAGGGCGCAGAAACGGAACCAGCAGCUCAGUUUUCUCGACAAUUGAGAACGAAAGAUGAAGAUGGAAAACAAGUGAUUCUCGGGGCCAUAAAAUCUGACGAAAUUGAAGAAGUAUCGGAAGUAAUAACAGUGAGAACAGAAAGAUCGGAAACAACUAACGAAUUCACUGAGUCAGCAAAAGAAAUUUCGAAACGUUCAACCAUAUCUGUGACAGAAGGAUCACAUGAUGUUGCAGUAAUUGAAGAAAAAAGUGACUUACUCAUUGUUGAAAAUGUACCAACUGUUCUCAAAUCCUAUGAAUUGCCUUACGAGUCUCCCAAAUCUCUUAUUACGAAGCAAACAGAUUCAGAGAAACCUUCAUUCCAGACGGAUGACAAAGGCACAGAAGAAUCAACUGAUGAAAAAUCUCGACCCGAAGACGAUGAAACGGUCCUUGAUGAAUCAGAUGCGAAAUUAAGAGAAGUACCAACCGAACAGGAAGAAGAAAGAAAACCUGAACCCGCGGAACAGGUUUCACCUAAAUCCGAGGAAGAGACAUAUUCGGAGGAAAAAAUAUUGAGAGACGCAAGAGAAAAACCUCAGGAUGAAAAAGAAGUUGGCGAUGAAGAUAACGAGUUUUCUAAGGUUUCUAGGCCUGUAAGUAUAAGUAAAGUGAGCACAGACGCAACCGAAAUCAAGUCCGAAAUCACAUCGUCUGAAAUCACAUCGGUCACUGUGUCAGAAACAAUCGAAGAAACGUCCGAAGUUACCGAAUCUCAUGAUGUAGUUACCAGUGCAUCAAUGAUUACUCCUAAAUCAGACAAAUCGCCGUCAUCGGUUUUGCCUAAAUUCAUAGCUGAUGAACCUGAGGUAACCGCAAAAGCUUCACCUAAACAGGAUGAAAGCGUUUCACCAAGAGACUUGUCCGGAAAAUCCGAUCAACUGGACAUGCAAUCCGAUGUAGUAUCGUCGAAACCCAGCGAAGAAACGAAGUCACUAGUUCCAACAGCUGAUCAGCUCUCCCCAAAAGUAGAUACUAUCGAUUUUUCGUCAAAACUAGAAGGCGGUGGGAAGGAACCAGCCACUCAAAUUUCUCCUCAAUUGAGCCCAGAAGAAAAAGAUGAAAAAUCAUCUGCCAAAAUUGAAGACAUUUCACCAGUGGUCCCAGAGGACACACAAUCUGACGGAAUUGAAGAGGGUGUAUCGGAAGUAUGUACGGUGAGUGCAGAGGGAAUGGAAUCAACAACAGAAAUCAUCGAGUCAUCGCAAGAAAUUUCGAAACGUUCAACAGCAUCUGUGGCUGAUGUAUCACACGAUGUCACGGUUAUUAAAGAAAAAUGUGACGUUCUCGAUGUUGGAGAUGUUCGAACUGCUCUUAAAUCCUAUGAAUCACCUACCGAGUUACCCAAAUCUCCUGUUACGAAGGAAUCAGAUUCAGAGAAGCAUACAUUCCAGACAGAUGACGAAGGCACAAAACCACCAAUUGAUGAAAGAACUCGACCCGAAAAAGAUGAAGCGGUCAUUGAUGAAUCAGAUGCGAAGUUGAGAGAAGUAUUAACCAAACCUAUAGAUGAGAGAAAACCAGAACCCGCGAAGCAGGUUUCACCUGAAUCCGUGGAAGAGAUAUAUUCGGAGGAUAAAAUAUUGACAGACACUGACACAUGCGAAAAACAUAAGGAUGGCGAAGAGGUUGGCGAGGAAGAUAACGAGUUUUCUGAGGUCUCAAAGCCUGUAAGUGGAGCGAGCACAGAGGCAAAUGAAAUCGAGUCCGAAAUCAUAUUGUCUGAAAUUACUUCGGUCACUUUAUCAAAAACAAUCGAAGAAACGUCCGAAGUUACCGAAUCCCAUGACGUAGAUUCUGAUGCAUUAAUGAUUACUCCUAAAUCGGACAAAUCGCCGUCUACUAUUACGCCCAAAUCCAUAGUUGAUAAACCUGAGGUAACCGCUAAAGCAUCACCUAAACAGGAUGAAAGCGUUUCACCAAGAGACUCGUCCGAAAAAUCCGAUCAACUGGACAUGCAAUCUGAUGUAUCGUCGAAACCCAGCGAAGAAACAAAGUCGCCAGUUCCGACAGCAGAUCAGCUCUCCCCGAAGGCAGAUACUAUCGAUUUUUCGCAAAAACCAGAUGAUGGCGGUGAGAAGGAACCAGCCGCUCAAAUUUCUCCACAAUUGAGCACAGAUGAUAAAGAUGAAAAAUCAUCUGCCAAAAUUGAAGACAUUUCACCAAAGGUCCCAGGGGACGCACAAUCUGACGGAAUAGAAGAGGGUGUAUCGGAAGUACGUACGGUGAGAGCAGAAAGAGUGGAAACAAAAACAGAAAACAUCGAGUCAUCGAAAGAAAUUUCGAAACUUUCAACCUCAUCUGUUACAGAAGUGUCACACGAAGCAACUGUAAUUGAAGGGAUAUGUGACGUUAUGGAUGUCGGAGAGGUUCAAACUGUUCCCAAGUCCUAUGAAUCUCCUUCCCAGUCACCCACGUCUCCUGUUACGAAGCAAACAGAUUCAGAGAAAUCUUCAUUCCAAGCGGCUGACAAAAGCACAAAAGAACCAACUGAUGAAAGAUCACGGCCGAAAGACGAUAAAGAGGUCAUUGAAGAAUCAGAUGCGAAAUUGAAAGAAGAAUUAACCAAACCUAAAGAUGAGAGACAACCUGAACCCCCGAAGCAGGUUACACCUAAAUCCGCGGAAGAGACAUAUUCAGAGGAAAAAAUGUUGAUGGACACUGACAUAAAAGAAAAACCUAAGGAUGACAAAGAGGUUGGCGAGGAAGAAAACGAGUUUUCUGAGGUCUCUAAGCCUGCGAGGAAAGUUAGCACAGAAGCAACUGAAAUUAGGUCCGAAAUCAUAUCGUCUGAAAUUACUUCGAUUACUGUAUCAAAAACAAUCGAAGAAACGUCCGAAGUUACCGAAUCCCAUGACGUAGCUAGCAGUGCAUCAAUCAUUACUCCUAAAUCAGACAAAUCGCCGUCAUCGAUCUCGCCCAAAUCCAUAGUUGAUGAACCUGAGGUACCGGCUAAGGCUUCACCUAAACAGGAUGAAAGCGUUUCACCAAGAGGCUCACCCGAAAAAUCCGAUCAACUGGACAUGCAGUCUGAUGUAGUAUCGUCGAAACCCAGCGAAGAAACGAAGUCACAAGUUCCGACAGAUCAGCUUUCCCCGACGGUAGAUACUAUCGAUUUUGAGCCAAAACCUGAUGAGGGCGUUAAAAAGGAACCAGCCGUUCAAAUUUCUCCUCAAUUGAGCACAGAAAAUCAAGAUGAAAAUUCAUCUACCAAAAUUGAAGACAUUUCACCAGUGGUCCCGGGGGACACACAAUCAGACGAAAUUGAAGAGGGUGUAUCGGAAGUACGUACGGUGAGAGCAGAAAGAGUGGAAACAAUAACAGAAAUCAUCGAGUCAUCGCAAGAAAUUUCGAAACGUUCAACCGCAUCUGUGACUGAAGUAUCACACGAUGACAAGGUAAUUGAAGAAAAAUGUGAAGUUCUCGAUUUUGGAGAUGUUCAAACUGUUUCUAAAUCCUAUGAAUCACCUACCGAGACACCCAAAUCUCCUGUUACGAAGCAAACAGAUUUAGCGAAGCCUUCAUUCCAAACGGAUGACGAAGGCAUAAAACCACCAAUUGAUGACAGAAGUCGACCCGAAGACGAUGAAGCAGACAUUGAAAAAUCAGAAACGAAAUUGAGAGAAGUAUUAACUAAACCUGAAGAUGAGAGAAAACCAGAACCCACGACGCAAGUUUCACCUGCCGAGUUUUCUAACGUCUCUAAGCCUGCAAGUAAAGUGCGCACAGACGCAACCGAAAUCAUAUCGUCUGAAAUUACGUCGGUCAUUGUGUCAAAAACAAUCGAAGAAACGUCCGAAGUUACCGAAUCCUAUGUAGUUUCCGAUGCAUCAAUGAUUACUCCUAAAUCAGAACAAUCGCCGUCAUCAAUUUCACCUAGAUCCACAGUUGAUGAACCUGAGGUAACAACUAAAGCUUCACAAAAACAGGAUGAAAACGUUUCUCCUAGAGACUCGUCUGAAAAAUCAGAUCAAUUGGAAAUGCAAUCUGAUGUAGGAUCUGCGAAGCCCACCGAAGAAACAAAGUCACCAGUUCCGACAGCAGAUCAGUUUUCCCCGGAGGUAGAUUCCAUCCAUUUCUCGCCAAAACCAGAUGAGGGCAGCGAGGAGGAACCAGCCGCUCAAUUUUCUCCACAAUUGAGUACGGAGGAUAAAGAUGAAAAAUCAUCUCCCAAGAUUAAAGACAUCUCAGGAGUGCCGCCAGAAGACAUUAAGUCCGACGAAAUUGAACAUGGUGUGUCGGAAAUAUGUACGGUGAAAGCAGGAAGAUUAGAAACAUCUACCGAAAUAUUCGAGUUAUCGAAGGAAAUUUCGAAACGUUCAUUCACAUCUGUGACGGAAGUAUCGCUUGAUGCCUCGGUAAUAAAAGAUAGGAGUAAAACUCUCACUGUUGGAGAUGAAGAACAAACUUUUCUCACAUCCUACGAAUCACAUUCCGUGUCACCCAAAUCUCCUAUUACGAAGCCAGCAGAUUCUGAGAAACCUUCAUUCGAGCCGGAUGACAGAGACAACAAAGAACCAACUGAUGAAAGAUCUCGACCCACAGACGAUGAAACGGUCAUGGAAGAAUUAGAUACGAAAUUGGGAGAAGUAUCACCCAAGCCUGAAGGAGAGAGAAAACCUGAACUCACGAAGCAGAUUUCAUCUAAAUCCGGGGAAGAACCAUGUUUGGAGGAAAAAAUAUUGAAAAACAAGGACACAAGAGAAAAACCUCAGGAUGACGAUGAGGUUGGCGAGGAAGAUCACGAGUUUUAUGAGAUCUCUAAGCCAGUAAGUAAAGUGACUGCAGGCGCAACCGAAAUCAUAUCGUCUGAAAGUACUUCGUUCACUGUAUCGGAAACAAUCGAUGAAACGGCUGAAGUUACCGAAUCUCAUGUCGUAGUUACCGAUUCAUCAGUGAUUACUACUGAAUCAGACAAGUCACCGGCAUCAAUUUCGCCUAAAUCCUUAGUUGGUGAACCUGAGGUAGCCGCAAAAUCUUCUCCAAAACAGGAUGAAAUCGUUUCACCGAGAGACGCAUCUGAAAAAUCGGAUACACUCGACAAGCAAUCUGAUGUAGUAGCUCCGAAGCGUAGCGAAGAAACUAAGACAGCAGUUCCGACAGCAGAUCAACUUUCCCCAAAAGUAGAUUCUAUCCCACUCUCGCCAAAAUCAGAUGAGGGCGGUGAAACAGAUCCGGCCGCUCAGCUUUCUCCAAAAUUGAGUACAGAAGAUAAAGAUGAAAAAUCAUCUCUCAAAAUUAAAGACAUCUCACCAGUGGUUCCCGAAGACAUACAAUCCCACGAAAUUGAUGAAGAUGUAUCGGAAAUAAGAACGGUGAAAGCCGAAAGAUUGGAAACAACCACCAAAAUCGCCGAGUCCUCGCAAGAAAUUUCGAAACGUACAACUACAUCUGAAACGGGGGUAUCCCACGAUGUCACGAUAAUUGAAGAAGAACAUAGCGUUAUCACUAUAGGAGAUGUACAAGCUAUUCAUGAAGCCUAUGAAUCAACUACCGAGUCACCCAAAUUUCCUGUUACGAAGCAAACAGAUUCAGAGAAGCCUUCAUUCCAGACGGAUGACGAAAGCACAAAACAAUCAAUUAAUGAAAUAUCUCGAACCGAAGACGAUGAAGCGAUCCUUGAAGAAUCAGAUACGAAAUUGAGAGAAGUAUUACACAAACCUGAAGAAGAUAGAAAACCUGAACCCACAAAGCAGGUUUCACCUAAAUUGGAGGAAGAACCGUAUUCAGAGGAAAAAAUAUUGCAAGACACUGACACAAAAGAAAAACCUCAGGAUGACAAAGAAGUAAUCGAGGAAGAUAACGGGUUUUUGGAGGUCUCUAAGCAAAUAAGUGAAGUGAGCACAGAAGCAACCGAAAUCCAAUCCGAAACCAUAUCGUCUGAUAUUACUUCGGUCGCUGUAUCAAAAACUAUCGAAGAAACGUCUGAAGUUACCGAAUCCCAUGUCGUAGUUACCGAUGUAUCAAUGAUUACCCAUAAAUCAGACAAGUUACCGUCAUCAAUUUCGCCAAAAUCCAUAGUUGAUGAACCGGAGGUAACCGCUCAAGCUUCACCAAAACAGGAUGAAAGCGUUUCACCAAGCGACUCGUCUGAAAAAUCAGAUCAACUGGACAUGCAAUCUGAUGUAGUAUCGACGAAACCCAGCGACGAAACGAAGUCACCAAUUCCGACAGAAGAUCAGCGUUCCCCGAAGGUAGAUACUAUCCGUAUCUCGCCAAAACCAUAUGAGGGCGGUGAAACAGAACCGGCCGCUCUGAUUUCUCCACAAUUUAGUACAGAAGAUGUAGAAGAAAAAUCAUCUCGCAAAAUUAGAGACAUCUCAUCAGUGCUUUCCGAAGACAUACAAUCCGACGAAAUUGAUGAGGAUGUAUUGGAAAUAAGAACGGUGAGAGCAGAAAAACUAGAAACAACUACCAAAAUCAUCGAGUCAUCGAAAACAAUUUCGAAACGUUCAACCACAUCUGAGACGGACAUUCUCAAUGUUGGAGAUAUACAAACUAUUCUCAAAUCCCCUGAAUCACCUUCCGAGUCGCCUAAAUCUCCAAUUACGAAACCAACUGAUUCAGAAAAACCUUCAUUCCAGCCGGAUGACAAAGGCACAAAAGAACCAACUGAUGUAAGAUCUCGACCCGCAGCGGUCAUUGCAGAAUCAGACACGAAAUUGGGAGAAGUAUCACCCAAACGUGAAGAAGAGAGUAAACCUGAACUUACGAAGCAGCUUUCACCUAAAUCCGUGAGAGAACCAUAUUCGGAAGAAAAAAUAUUGAAAGACACUGACACAAGAGAAAAAUCACAGGAUUACGAUGAGGUUGGCGAGGAAGAUUACGAAUUUCCUGGGAUCUCUAAGCCAGUAAGUAAAGUGACCACAGACGCAACUGAGAUCAUAUCGUCUGAAAUUACUUCGGUCACGGUAUCAAAAAUAAUAGAAGAAACCUCCGAAAUUACCAAAUCUCUUGUCGCAGUUGCCGGGACAUCAAUGAUUACUCCUAAAUCAGACAAGUCACCGUCUUCAUUUUCGCCUAAAUCCUUAGUUGAUGAACCUGAGGUAGCCGAAAAAUCUUCACCAAAACAGGGUGCAAGCGUUUCACUAAGAGACUCAUCUGAAAAUUCAGAUCAAGUGGAAAUGCAAUCUGACGUAGUGUCUCCGAAACCUAACGAAGUAAUAAGGUCACCAGUUUCGACAGCAUAUCAACUUUCCCCGAAGGUAGAUUCUAUCCAGGUUUCGCCAAAACCAGAUGAGGGCGGUGAAACGGAACCGACCGCUCAGAUAUCUCCGCAAUUGAGUGCAGAAGAUAAAGAUGAAAAAUCAUCUCCCAAAUUAAAAGGAAUUUUACCAGUGGUUCCCGGGGACAUACAAACCGACGAAAUCGAUGAUGUAUUGGAAGUACGUACAGCGAGAGCAGACAGAUUGGAAACAGCUAUUGACAGGAUCGAGUCAUCGAAAGAAAUUUCGAAACGUUCAACCGCAUAUGUGACGGAAGUAUCACACGAUUUCACGGUAAUUGAAGAAAAAAGUGACGCUCUCAAUGUUGGAGAUGUACAAACUAUUUACAAGCCAUAUGAAUCACCUUCUGAGACGCCCACAGAUGCACCCUUAACAACAAAAUCUGACAAGUCACCCCCAGUUUGCCGAAAAUCUUUAGAUGAAGAAGAUAAGGUAUCAAGAGUGCCGUCACCGAAGCCUAUGAUCUGUGUUUCACCUGAAGAUUCGUCCAAAAAAUCUGAACACCUUGAUCAUCACCCUGCUGGAGUGUCUUCAAGGCAUAUCGAAGACACUAAGUCACCAAUUCCUGUAACAGAUGACCACUCUCCGAAAACGGAUUUCGUUAUAUCACAUAAAAUGGAACCACCUUCGUCAUUUUCAUCUAAAUGUGAGGAAACGGAUGAAAGUAAUGUAUCACAUACAGACGUACAUACCACAGACCUACCAGAACUCAUGAGGCUAGUUGAACUCGAAAAGCAAGUGAUCGCAACACAUUCGAAGAAAAUAAACUCGGUUGCCGAGAUUGACAUGGAAGUAGGUAAUUCCGAGAAAUCUCAAGUGAAUAGCUCUUUGUAUCCAAAGGAAGACAUGCAAGAAAGCGAAGAUCUGAACUCCACAACUGGACAGAAGGAAACAACGGUGUCAGAAAAAACUGGGUCAAUAUUCUCUGCUCUGAAAGUGGAUGUAACAAUAUCUCCAUCCAAAUUUCUCUCACAAUUUGAGCCAAAGGUUCAAGGUGAAUCUAAGGGUAGUGAUUUAUUGAUGAUUGAUGAACGAUUUGCUGCAGAAACGGCGCUCGAUUCAUCUGCUGAAGGGAAUGAUGAUGUGGAAGUACCCACAGCAAAACAUAAAAUCACUUCUACCCUGUCUAAAAAACCGUCAACAUCCGGGGACAUAGCACAACCUGUUUUCGCGGUGUUGCAAGCUCAAAAAGCGGAAUUUGUCCAUGUAUCAGCUGAUACUACACCUGGUUCUACUCCGAUGUCUCCAAAAUCGACUUUGUCACAGUCCAUAAUAUUAGACAAAGAGCUAACCGAGUGUAAAUCUGAUGAAGAAAAGGAAAGUCAAGAUGUUAAAGAAGUAUCGUUUGUUAUUAAAACGUCAACGACUUCUCAAUUGGAUGAUAUCAUGUCAUCUUCUAUGUAUGGAGAUGAUUUUGCCAGUUAUGGUUUAUUGGAAUCACAAGAUACAUCAACAAUCAAGACGUCCAGCACAGAAGUGAAAGAAGAUAUUAUGUCUACCUCUAUGUAUGGGCAACUUUUAGGAGACGAGAUAUCUACGGAAGAAACGCAUUCAGAGCAAGGGAUCAAAGCUGAGGCAAAUCAAUUUGAGUUAGUGGAAGAGAUUAUUGAUAGUGGAAGACCACGGUCUCCUAAAAUCGUUAGUGCGCCAACUGAAAGUGUGACAUUAAUUACGGACAAAAGUGGAUCUACUGAGUCAUUCAAGCUUCAAAUUGAGCUUGGAGAUUUUCCAAAAGAUGAAAGUAGGGUACAUACUUCACGAAGUGAUGUCUCAGAGAAGGACUCUGCAUUUGAUGAUAGAGAUAAAGCCUUCAGUUUAGAAAGUCAAGGUUUGUCUCCAUUAACUGAGGACACUCGUACCUAUGUAAAGAGUGAGACAUCUAUUCGAGAAUGCACUGUCACCAGUCAAAAAAUCGAUUCUGUGAAACGUCAAGAGUUAUCUUUUGAAUCACCUCAAGAGUUGACAAGUUCUUCGAGAGAGUCCUUGUCAUAUUCGAAUGUCACCCCGUCAUUUGAUGCUUCAGCAACUCCGUCCAGCUCAGAUGUCUCCAGUGACGAAGGAAAAGAAAAUUCACUUUCAGAAAGAUACAAGAGGAAGAAGUUAGCCAAACAUAGUGAGGAGAAAAAGUCUGUGAGAAAAAUCGAGCAUGCUAUGUCAGUUCCCUCUGAAAUGUUGUCCUCAGUGCGACCAAAAACUGGCAGCCUCAGUAGUAGAUACAUCACGACAUCUGGAACAAACCUUCAAACAACAGGUUUCUCGUCUGAAUUCGACGAUAACUUUGAAAAUAUCUCUCACAAAACAACUACCACUAAAACGGUUAGAUACACUCCAACAGUUGUAACAAAAGUUUCAACCGUCAGAAGGAGAAUUUCCGACAAAGAUGAAUCUACUUCGUUGGGCUAUUCACAGAGUCAGCAGCAUCACGAGGAAAUAUCCAUGAGAGAAACUUCUCAUCGCGACAUUUCAUUAGAAAUUCAUUCGCAAGAGAAGCAGCGAGACCUUGUUUGUGAUAUGAAAAUUGCGCAGAUAUCUGGUUGCAUUGAAGAUGGAUCGCAGAUGGAACAAAUUCCAGAUCCUCUUCCUGUUCAAGGAUGCAUCGAAGACGAUCUGACAUCACUUUCCAAUGUCCAUGUGUUGGAGUCAAUCUCGCUAAGAACAACUAGAGGUGCAAUAGAAAAAUUUGAAACAUCCAAAUCCCCGGAUGAAGCUCUAGAAGCAAAACUGAUGUCAGAAGUUUUCGACAGUAGAGCAGCAGAAAAAGUUGCUGUUCUGUCUGAGAAACAAAUAUCUUCCGAGGUAUCGGGAAUUAGUACUAAAAGUAGUAAUUUAGCAGAUACUAUGCAGUCUACUCAACAAAAAUCAAUGCAUUCACAAGAAAUACUUGAAAAGUCUGCCCAGAAGUCGCAAAUUAGUUCAACUGAGUCACAUGAGAGCGAGUCUGGCAAAACCGUUUUACAGAAAAAGUCAUCCAGUGGUUCAACUGAUACUCCAGUGACAGGCAGCCCGAGAACUGGUCGAGUUGUCGUUCGUAGGGUGACGACGGUUAUAACCAAGUAUUACGAAGAUGGUGAAGAAGUAGAAAUGGAAGAAGUACCUGGAAGUGAAACUGUUGAAGUGCUUGGAGACCAAGAAAUAAGUGCGGGGCUCCUGCGAAAAAUUUCUUCCUCAACUUCGUCCCCAGUAGCUACUCGCAAGAAAACAGAUUCACCAUCUCAUGGUAAAUCAUUUGUUGAACGUACUGUUUCAGAACCAUGGGCUGCUGAAAAACCUUCUGUCGAAUCUGGAGAUUCAUGUUUCGUAACCCGUUCCAUCCAAUCGAUUAUUAGAGAAGGAGAUACUGAGAAAACUUCAACAGACGGCAAUGUGGUGACAACAGCCACCACGAAGGUUCUACCUGGUACCUCAUAUCCAGCUUCACUCGAGACUUCAAGAGCUGAGCUUCCUCAAACUGAAGAUCGUUCGACUAUUAAAACGAGCCAUUCGACUACUUCUUCUAGCACGAGUAGGUCAUCUAAGGAACAAUCAGUGGUCAAAUCUUCCAGCACUGUGGCAUCCAGUUUUUCGUCUUCUACAAGUGAAAAUGACCCGAAAUCUGUCUUGAAAGACUGGGGUAAACCUCUAGGACUGCCUUCACCCGUCCAUUCGUCAGAAAGUCCUAAGCCUAGGACACCUCCACGACCUCGAAGAACCGGUCGAAGGAUAAAGCGUCCGACUCCAGUUUACCUUGACUUAGCUUAUGUACCUCAUGCUGCAAACCCCAAUUACUGUAACAUCGAUUAUUUCCGUAAAGUUAGAGCGAGAUAUUAUGUCUUCUCUGGAAUUGAUCCAGGAAGAGAAGUACUUGAUGCUCUGCUCCAAGCCAAGAUUGAGUGGGAGGAUAAAAAUCUUGAAGUAACGAUCAUUCCCACGUAUGACACGGAUGCUCUUGGCUACUGGGUUGCAGCGAACGAAGACGCUCUCAUCGCAAACAAAAUCGAUCUGGCACCUUCAGCUGUCCGAUGUACCAUCAACCUUCAGGACCAUGAAACUUCCUGCAAUGCAUACAGACUGGAAUUUUAAGGAACUAGACGGUCUCACGGAAAGUAAAUCAUCUGCCCUCAUCAGAGCACUAGUUUCACACACAACGUCGCUAAUGGCAGGGUGUGUUGUCGGUUAAUCCCAGACCAGCAGACAACAAUUCUUUUGAUAUAAUAACCUAUUAUCCAACUCUAAUGGCCUUUAAUACUCUAUAUGUUCAUAAAAAGAAAGAAAAAGAAAUUAUUCAUAAAAAUUUGAGAA